CUCCGUGUCAACGAGAGCCUCGGCAGUUUCUGGGGUGCAGAAUCAUAAUUCACUCCUUGUAGAUAAUGCAAAAGCACUCUGUUCACAAAGCUUCAAACCUAGAGAGAGAAGAGAGGGAGAGAGAAUUAAUAGCAUCCUCAAAUGAUUACACUCAUCAAGUGCUACAAACCCUUAAUCCUAAUCCAAACCUCUCUAAUCUCUCGCUCACAGAGAUUGAUUCAUACCCAUCACCCCAAAAUCUCCAUCAGCGGCAACAAUUAUUCCAGCAAUGGAACGAGGGUUCGUUGUUUUAGUUCAAUGGGACAAUCUGAGCCUUCAAUCAACGAGAAAAGUAGCAAGAACACCAAUGGUGAUGGGUCAGAGGGUAAAUCGUAUUCGGAGCUGUGGUUGUACAAUACAAUGAGCAAACAAAAGGAAGUGUUCAGGCCAAAGGUGCCAGGUAAGGUCGGCAUGUAUGUGUGCGGUGUCACUGCAUACGAUCUCAGCCACAUUGGCCAUGCUCGUGUCUAUGUCUGCUUCGAUGUCCUCUACAGGCAGAUACCUUAGUCAUUUGGGAUAUGAAGUCAAUUAUGUUCGCAACUUCACUGAUGUUGAUGACAAGGAUAGCUGAGUCUACAAUUUUCAAAUUCUGUAGAUAAUUGCCAGAGCAAAUGAACUGGGAGAGGAUCCAAUUAGUUUGAGCAAACGUUAUUGUGAAGAAUUUCAUCAGGAUAUGGCGCAUCUGCACUGCCUACCACCUUCGGUGGAACCUCGUGUCUCAGAGCACAUGCCCCAAAUCAUUGAUAUGAUUAAGCAGAUUAUUGAUAGUGGUUGUGCCUACAGUAUUGAUGGGGAUGUGUACUUCUCUGUAGACAAGUUUUCAAAAUAUGGACGGUUAUCUGGGCGAAAAUUAGAAGAUAAUCGCGCAGGUGAACGGGUUGCUGUGGACUCAAGGAAGAAAAAUCCUGCUGAUUUUGCUCUGUGGAAAUCUGCAAAGGAGGGUGAGCCCUUUUGGGGGAGUCCCUGGGGUCCUGGAAGACCUGGAUGGCAUAUAGAGUGCAGUGCUAUGAGCGCUACUUAUUUGGGCUACUCUUUUGACAUACAUGGUGGAGGGAUGGAUCUUAUCUUCCCCCACCAUGAAAAUGAAAUUGCUCAGAGUUGUACUGCAUGUGAGAACAGUAACGUAAGCUACUGGAUACACAAUGGAUUUGUAACUAUUGACUCAGAGAAAAUGUCCAAGUCACUAGGCAACUUCUUCACAAUUCGGCAGGUUGUAGACCUAUACCAUCCCCUUGCAUUAAGACUUUUCCUAAUUGGGACACACUAUCGAUCUCCAAUCAACUACUCAGAUGUACAGCUUGAAAAAGCGUCUGACCGUGUUUUUUACGUCUAUCAGACAUUACAUGAUUGUGAAGUUCUUCUGAGCCUGCACAAUAAUGUAAAUCGAAAGGACUCAAUUCCACCAGAUGUCAAGAGUUGUAUCAAUAAAUUUAAUGAUGAAGUUCUAGUGUCGAUGUUGGAUGAUCUUCACACUCCUGUUGCUUUGUCUGCACUCUCUGAGCCAUUGAAAAUCAUCAACGAUUUGCUACACACUCGCAAGGGGAAGAAGCAAGAGUUACGUAUAGAAUCGCUUGCAGCUUUAGAAAAGACAAUUAAGAAUCUUCUUUUUAUUUUAGGCCUUAUGCCAACAAGUUACUCUGAGGUUUUGCAGCAGCUGAGGGAAAAGGCAUUGAAGCGUGCAAAGUUGACUGAAGAUCAAGUUCUGCAAAAAAUUGAAGAAAGGACUACUGCAAGAAUGAACAAAGAGUACGAAAAAUCAGAUGCAGUAAGGAAAGAUCUGGCUGCUGUGGGUAUUGCCCUCAUGGACAGUCCAGGGGGAACAAGUUGGAGACCAGCUGUUCCUCUUGCCAUGCAGGAGCAGCAGGUUGUUGCAGUUUGAAUGGCUUCUGGGGUUGUCGCUGUUGAAACCUGGCAUCAUUCUGCAUUUAGAAUUUGGAUAAUUUUUUCUCCUAAUAGAAUUUAAGAAUCAGGUUUUAUUUUGAAAUGUGGGCGUGGCACUUAUUUAUUGGCAGUUCAGUUGAGUGGAGGUAAUAAAAUUCAGUGACUAUAGGGAUUUGGCCAUGUAAAUCUAAGUUCUUUUAAUAUUUCACGGAGUUUCUAUUUGCUACUGUACAUAGCCCUCCUUCGCCAAUGUAGACUAAGAGUUCUUUUA
Messenger RNA from Camellia sinensis, 2191 nucleotides. Its product is annotated as Cysteinyl-tRNA synthetase, class Ia family protein. Gene Ontology annotation, cellular component: cytoplasm. Gene Ontology annotation, biological process: cysteinyl-tRNA aminoacylation. The record is from RefSeq and is a predicted model, not a curated record. Lineage: Eukaryota; Viridiplantae; Streptophyta; Magnoliopsida; Ericales; Theaceae. Gene Ontology annotation, molecular function: ATP binding; cysteine-tRNA ligase activity.